Malassezia globosa CBS 7966 is the source of this 648-nucleotide messenger RNA. RefSeq lists its product as uncharacterized. Gene Ontology annotation, cellular component: cytosol. The coding region runs from base 1 to 648 and encodes 215 amino acids. Gene Ontology annotation, molecular function: L-allo-threonine aldolase activity. The transcript has 2 exons. Lineage: Eukaryota; Fungi; Basidiomycota; Malasseziomycetes; Malasseziales; Malasseziaceae. Gene Ontology annotation, biological process: L-threonine catabolic process; glycine biosynthetic process. The record is from RefSeq and is a predicted model, not a curated record.
AUGUAUCGCGCCACCCUCAAGGCGCCAGUGCCGCUGUAUAAUGCAGAAGAGCAGCAGAUCGCAGAGACUGGGCCGCCGAUUAUUUGUGCGCCUGCCACCCCAACGUGCAAAGACGACCAGCGCGCGUACAAUCUAGUUUCAUGGAACGUCCUCAGCGACACAGUGACGUUGCCCACGAGCACUAUGCGCGCCUGCAUGGCAUCAGCCGUGUGCGGAGAUGAAGGAUACAAGACAGAUGAGCCAACGAAGCUGCUCGAGCGCACCGUGGCUCAGCUUGCAGGCAAAGAGGCGGCUUUGUUCUGUGCCAGUGGCACCCAGGCGAAUCAACUUGCGAUUCAUGCCCACUUGGCGAGAUGCACGCUACCCAGCGCCGUCAUAUGUGAUUUUCGAGCUCAUAUACACGCAUGUGAAAUGGGCGGUAUUGCAUACCAUUCGCGAGGAACAACCGUGCCACUCAUGCCGAGGAACCAACACCAUUUGACGUUGAAAGACAUCCAGACACACUGUGAAUCCCACGGGUCUACUUAUGCCACACGAGUCCAAGUCAUAUCGCUGGAAAAUACGCUACAGGGCAUGAUUUUCCCGCACGAUGAAGUGCAGCGGAUCGCUACGCGUUCUUGCCGCUGCGGCGCAUCAAGCAUUGCAUGA